This is a messenger RNA of Rhizopus microsporus ATCC 52813, 519 nucleotides long. Its product is annotated as Gar1-domain-containing protein. The record is from RefSeq and is a predicted model, not a curated record. Bases 1 to 519 code for a protein of 172 amino acids. Gene Ontology annotation, cellular component: box H/ACA snoRNP complex. Gene Ontology annotation, biological process: snoRNA guided rRNA pseudouridine synthesis; ribosome biogenesis. The transcript has 2 exons. Lineage: Eukaryota; Fungi; Mucoromycota; Mucoromycetes; Mucorales; Rhizopodaceae. Gene Ontology annotation, molecular function: box H/ACA snoRNA binding.
AUGGCAGAUAAAACUUUACCUUUUUUAUAUAAUCUAUAUUUCACAACAUGGGCAAAGGCGGAUUUGGCGAACGUGGUGGACGAGGUGGAAGAGGCGGAUUCCGUGGAGGUUAGAGAUUGCUUGUGUUGCAUUCAUCAAGAGACUGACAUUUUAUUAGGCCGUGGAGGUGGUCGUGGAGGUUACGGAGGUUACGGAGGUGCCAGUCAAGGACCACCUGCUGAAGUUGUUCCUAUGGGAACUUUUAUGCAUGCUUGCGAAGGCGAAAUGGUCUGUAAGAGUAUCAACCCCAAGGUUCCUUACUUCAAUGCUCCCAUCUACCUCGAAAACAAAUCUCAGAUCGGCAAAGUAGAUGAAAUUCUCGGUCCCAUCAAUGAAGUUUAUUUCACUGUUAAAAUGCAAGAAGGCAUGAUUGCCAAGUCUUUCAAACCCAAUGACAAAGUGUAUAUCGGUACUGAUAAACUCUUGCCUCUUGAACGUUUCUUACCCAAGCCCAAGGUUGCUGGAAAAGGUAAAUUAUAA